Pararge aegeria (speckled wood butterfly) is the source of this 2954-nucleotide messenger RNA. Its product is annotated as RNA polymerase-associated protein LEO1-like. Lineage: Eukaryota; Metazoa; Arthropoda; Insecta; Lepidoptera; Nymphalidae. The transcript is spliced from 12 exons. The record is from RefSeq and is a predicted model, not a curated record. Bases 125 to 1969 code for a protein of 614 amino acids.
AAAUAUAUCGAUUUUUAGGUUAGAAGUAAACAAAAUACAAAAUUCUUCAAAAAUAACAUUUAGCUGUAUUUCUCUUUAAUGAAAUCAAUAAGAAUUGUGUUAUAAAAGUUCUGUAACACCAAACAUGACGGAAUACGAAGAACCGGCAGCGAAAAUGUCUAAAUUAGAGAUUCCAUCUAAAGAUCAGGAAGAAGAGAUGGAUGAGGGUCAAGAGGAGUGGCUGAGCGAAGGGAUUCUCACUGAUGAUGACUUCAACCCCACUGCAGACCAGGAAAAGGGCGACUUGAAUGUGAGCGCAAGCCAGGGUGACACCACACCAAGCAUACCUGACGAUGACACUCAAGACAACUCUCAUAUCCAGGAUGAAAAUGCUGAUGAUAACUCACAGGCAAUAAAUAACUCAGUCAUUCCGGACAACUUGGAUGAUCUACUCAAUUCUCACAACCAGGACAACAUAAUUCAAGAGCAGGAUAACGUACACAUGGAUAUCUCACAUGCUGAGGAUGUAUCGCAGUCUCAGGAUGAGUCUCAUGACAACUCAAAUGCUCAGGUUAACGCGGAAGCUCAGGGUGAUGCUCUUGCUCAGGAUGAAACAGAUGUUCAGGAUGACUCUAAUGUACAGGAUAACUCUAAUGGGCAGGAUAACUCUAAUGUUCAGGACAACUCUAAUGUGCAGGAUAGCUUGUACGCUCAGGAGCAAGCAAUUAUGAAAAAUACUGAACACGUACUGGAUGAAAAUAUCGAACAGACCUUGGAUAACUUUGAAAAAUCUCACGAGACGGACAUUCCCGAGGAGCUGGGUGCAUUUCUUGUUAAAAAAACCAACAGCAAAACUGACGUUGAAGACAAGAAAGAUGGCAGCGAUAUCGAUGCGUCCACGAAACUCUCGGAUGACGAUGGAAAUGAUACCGACGAGUUACUGCGUAUGUUGGGAGAAGACGGUCAGAAAAACAAAAAGGAAAUCAAGAAAGUGAACAGAGCGGAACAGAAGAGAGGUCGUGAAUCACAUUCCAGCGACGAUGACGAAUAUAUUUUUGAAGGUGCCAAAGUGGCUAGGUUGAAGGUGGCCAAGAACGUCAUUCUCAAAAAGUACCCCACCAAGGCCGUGCCUGAGACUAUGAGUGACCAAGAAGACGAUAGCGAUGCGUCAUUCCACGAGGGUAUCACGAUGAAGAAGAUGUUCGUGAAUCGAAAAUCUUCAGACGAGGGUGUCACAGUGAAAAAAAUGUUCGUAAAUCGAAAAUCGGGUAAUUUUGCCUCCAAAAGUACCACCAAGCCCCCAACGAGGGACGCCGUAGUCAAGAAACAGCUCGUCACCGUUUAUAAACCUGCCCCCAAAAAACGGAUGACGACUUCAACUCCGAUGCAGAAAUCCAAACCGGAAGUGUCAUUCCCUAAAAUAAGGGGUAACCCCCCCAACUACAAGAAAGAGGCUGCGAAAAAAGUACCAGAGCCCCAUAAACCGAAUGUACUGUCCAAAAGGACGGUCAUAGUGAAGGAAGCUCCGAAGCCGAAGGUCGAACAUGAUGAGAUCAUAGAUGAAGAGGAAUUCCUCGAGGAGGAGGACGAGUUCGAUUUGAACGAGGAUUUCCAGUCGGACCCUGAGCCAGUGAAGGGAAGCCGGCAACGCAUCAUGAGACCUGAGCAGAUGGACGAGGAGGUGCCCACAGAUGGAGACUCCCAGUCCGAGGAAGAAGACAGCUUGUAUGACGAAUUCCCAUCAUCAGACUCCGACCAGGAAGAGUGGUUCACCCUGGACGUGCGGGCAGAGCGGGCGGGUGACUACAUACCGCUUUUGGGUGCUAAAGCUCACCAGCUCCUAACAACGGAGAAGAAGCGUGUCGCGACACGCCUGCAAACUCUCCGUCGGGAUCUCUCCGACGUGAAUGAGAGCAGUCAGCAGCAAGCUGACAUGCUGCGUCGGGCAACCCUGCAGCUGGCAGAGUUGGACGCCGCGCUCAAGGCGUGAGCGAUGAGUGCGCUCUCUCACCACAUUAGUGACGCGACUAAACACAUGAGUGAGGCGGCCUUACUCAUGAGUGAAGAAAAUAAAGGAAGUGGAAAUAGUGAAGUGUUUUAAAAUAAUAGUGGCUCGUUUUAAAUUAUGCACAAUUUUAUUAAUUGCUAUUCUGCAAGCUGCGUAAAAUAUACUUCUAAAAUCUUAAUCGAUCAAUAGAUCAAAACAAAAUUAUAUAUAACAAAUUUAUAUGCAAUACAGUGUAAUUAUAUAUAAAUUUGUUUGAAUACUUGUGGAUUUGGUUGGCUUAUCGCACAUGAGUGAAGCGGCUCAAAGCAUGAGUCAAGCGAUUUUACAUGUGAGUGAAACAACUUCACAAUAUCAGAAAGUGAAACUAGCGAGGUGCCCUAAGAUAUAAGAGUGGCUUGUUUUAAAUUCUGCACACUGUUUAUAACUGCUAAGCUACAAGCUGCAUAAACUAUACUUCUUUAUUAUUCCGCACUCAUUGAAAUACAUGUAAUUAUUGUAAGCGUACUAUUACACCAACUAUGUAUAUAACUUGUUUAAAUACGAGUGGAUUGCGCUGGCUCGUCGCACAUGAGUGAGGAGUCUUUAAAAACAUGAGUUAAGCAAAUUAACACAUGAGUGAAGCAAAUUAACGAAAUGGGAGAGUGAAAAUAGUGUUUUAAUUUAUUAUAGUGGCUUGGUUUUAAUUAUGUAUAAUGUUAAUAAGUACUACGUUGCAAACGGUUUUUCGGGACACAGUUAUAUACAUUUCAUUAUUAUAAUCGUAUGAUACAUCAACUUUAUAAACAAACUAUCUUUAAUAUCAGUAAAUAAAUGACCUAUAAACCUCAUUUAAAAGUAUAUUCAAGUUGAGACAUGAGUGAAAGAACUUAUAAUGUUAGAAAAUAGUAGGUUGUCUUAAAAUAUAUAUAUCUAAUUUUUUUAUAGGCAUUUACGUUCUACUUUUGUUUUAUUGGUACUAUACAUUUGU